AUGUCCCUUGUCAAUUAUGAAGUGAAGGCCGAUCCCGUCCAACAGCCCCCGGACGUCUGCGUUACCCCUUGCGACCCAUGGCCAGCACCAUAUUACCUGGAGGGUGGACUUCGCCGCGUCAAGCCUUACCACUACACCUACAACACUAAUUGUAAGGAGCGAUGGCGCGGUCGCACAUUGGAGGACAUCUUCACUUCUGAGUUCCGAGACCGCAGACCAGAAUACUAUCGCUGGGCACUGGACCAAGGCCUCGUCGCCGUGAACGGCAAGCCCGCCGCGCGCAACACAGUCAUUAAAAACGGCCAAGUCAUCUCGCACACCUGCCACCGCCAUGAACCCCCCGUCUCAGCCCAACCAGUCGGCAUCAUCCACGAAAGCGACGACCUCCUCGUCAUCGACAAACCCGCCGGAAUCCCCGUCCACGCCGCCGGCCGCUACCACUUCAACUCCGUCGUCGAGAUCCUCCGCGCAGAGCGCGGCCAAGGCUGGCUCCCGCGCCCCUGCAACCGUCUCGACCGCCUCACAUCCGGCGUCAUGUUCAUCGGCAAGGACCCCAAGGGCGCAGAAAGAAUGGCCACAAAGCUCAAGGAACGCUCCGUUCAAAAAGAAUACGUCGCAAGAGUCAAGGGCAAGUUCCCCGACGGCGUCGUCGUCUGCGACCAGCCCAUCAUGCAGGUCAGUCCCAAACUGGGCCUGAACCGCGUGCGCGCCACCGGCAAGACAGCCACCACCAAAUUCCGCCGUCUGGCCUAUUACCCUGCCGAGUCGGAACUCCCCACCCCCACCCCGCCUGCCGGCGAGCACGGCGAAAUCCCCCGGCCUGCUACCCCGCCUCCGGCUUUGGCGAAUGAGACGGAGGGCUACAGUAUUGUGCACUGCUUCCCGCUUACGGGGCGCACGCACCAGAUUCGAGUCCACCUGCAGUUCUUGGGCCACCCUAUCUCCAAUGAUCCCAUUUACUCUAAUCGGCGGGUUUUCGGGCCCGAGCUCGGAAAGAACGAGUCGCAUGGUCAGCGCGAUGAUGAGAUUAUGGAGCGCUUGAAUAGGAUGGGGAAGACUGAGUUGCCGGAUACGGUGUCGUACCGACACCACUUUAUGGCGUCGCCGGAUGUGCCGCCGGAUACUGACCCGGCUAUUCUGGCGCAGCUUUUGGAGCGCGAGCAGAAGGCUGCGGCGGAGGAUUAUUCUAUUCGCAAGGGUGAGCGGUUGUCUGGUCAGCUUUGCGAGGUCUGUGAUACCGAGCUGUACUCUGAUCCGGGGCCUCAUGAGCUCGGUAUCUUUUUGCAUGCUGUUGCGUAUGCUGACCUUGAGGGUGAUUGGUCGUACCGGAGUGCUAUGCCCAGUUGGGGUUUGCCGCCGUCUGGUCUCUUUGGUCCUCGUGAGGUUCCGGAUUGGGUUCCUGGCACGGAGGGCGAGGAGAUUGUUAUUGGGCAUGGAACUGUUCCGCCUGAGAUUGGAGUUGAUGAUGAAGGCGUGGUUCGCAGGGGUACUAAGUUGCCUACCGGUACUGUUUUGCUGGAGGGCGUUGGCAUUGUUGAUGUUUCGUCUUUGAACGCAGCUUCUAUUCCCAAGGAGGCUGCUGAGCUGGUGGCUGCUGCGGCGCAGUAA
This is a messenger RNA of Penicillium verhagenii, 1608 nucleotides long. Its product is annotated as pseudouridine synthase family protein. The transcript is spliced from 2 exons. NCBI's taxonomy places the organism in Eukaryota, Fungi, Ascomycota, Eurotiomycetes, Eurotiales, Aspergillaceae. The record is from RefSeq and is a predicted model, not a curated record. Gene Ontology annotation, biological process: pseudouridine synthesis. Gene Ontology annotation, molecular function: RNA binding; pseudouridine synthase activity. The coding region runs from base 1 to 1608 and encodes 535 amino acids.